This is a messenger RNA of Paramecium octaurelia, 1150 nucleotides long. The record is from the annotation of a GenBank genome assembly. NCBI's taxonomy places the organism in Eukaryota, Ciliophora, Oligohymenophorea, Peniculida, Parameciidae.
CAGUUAUGCAGCAAUAACAAUAAUUAGCUCCGACAUAUGAAAAAUGCCCUAAACACUCUAUCAAUGAUAUUGUGUUAUUUUGUCUACAUGAUUAAUGCAGAGAAGUAUGUUUAUUUUUAAUUUUUAAGCCCUUAUGCAAAGAAUGUUGUAAAAUGCAUAUUCAAUAGCAUAAUUUAUAAGGAACACCUGCGAAUAUUGAUACAGUAGAUAGUGUUAGAGAGAUGUUAUUUAAUGAUGUUCACAAUCUCAAAAUUAGAUUUGAAGAGUAAGUUUGAUAUGAAUAUGCUAGAGAAAGAGAAAUACUACAUCACUUUUCAGAUGGUGAAAAUUCUUAGCUGAUUAAAUAAAUUCAUGCAAAAAUAGAAUAAGUCAAGAAAAGUCUACUUUAAUUGAUUAAUGAUUACUGCAAUUAAUUGGAAAAAGAAAUCUAAAGAAGAAUCCAUUAACAUAAAGUAUUUUUUGAUAUUAAAAAAUAAGGCUGCACAUCCAGGAGAGAAAAAAGAAUUGCAUCACAAACUAAACACAGUCAUUACUUAAUUGGAUUCACAAGAAAAAGCACUUCAAUCACAAAAAUACAUCAAGGCUUGUUUAGUUGUGAUAUCUGAAGAGAAGAAUCACGAUUUAGAAGGAUUAUCUCUUGAUAUUGAUAAUGCUUUAAAACAUUAUUUGGAUAAUAUGUUUGAGAUAUGCAUUCAUGACGAUAAAUUACAAAAAAUUAGUAAUUUUUUUCUUUACUCUACUCAUAGGUGAUGCUUUGAAGGAAUACGUUGAAAUUCAUUAAGCUAAUUUGGCAGAAGAAUUAGAAUAUUACACUUAAUAAAUUAGAGAAAACAAAAGAAUUUCUGGCAUGCAAUAGUAAUUGUAUAAUUAGCAAUUGAAACAAGUUAAUAAAAAAUAAGAGAUCAAUCCUCCUAUUUCCUAAACAAUUCCUUAAAGCAAGCUGAAUUAUUCAACUAUUUAUGAUGCUCCUCAUUACUAAUAGAGUAUACGUAAAAAUAAAUCAAUAUCAAACUUAAUAGAUUCUUCACUUCAACAAUCCAGGCUUGGUCCAACAUCUAAGAAUUAUGAAACUAGAUUGCAACAGAAUAAUGAAAAAUUGAAGUAAUUUUAUGGAUGAUAUUUAAAUUAAAAAUUAUAUAAAUAACAGCAA